GCAGUUUCUCCUAGCGUGCGGUGCUUCCUCGCCGCUGCUGUGCCCUGUGUGAUCGACACCCAAGCUGUCCCGCGACGGACUGCGGAACUCGACCAGCAGUUCCCCUCCCCCAUUCUUCCCCCCUUCAACACACAACACUCUUCACCAACCUCGCCGUCCGCACUUCGCAGUGUUAUCACCCAAGCUUUAUUCCGCCAUACAAGCAGCAUAACCCCCUCGCGAAUAGCGCGCUUCCAACAAUAGCGAGCGGUUACUGUUCCGACGUCCUUCCAAAGCAUUUCCGCGCCCGAGGACUAUAUUAAUUAAACACCUAAUCCUGGAGGCCGACCAAACACCGCGCCAAACCCAGCGACAGCGUCCUCCCUAUUUGGGGACAGGCAUGUUCCCGCGCAUGUCCGCUGCGACGCCCGCGACUUGACUUAAGCCACGUCGAGAGAGUCCGACGCUGCGCGUCAAGCUGGCAAUAGCAGCCACUCCCGGGCAUGGGGGCCGUCAACAGUAUACCGCAGGAGAACUCCCUGUUCCUCCGCGACCAGAAUAGGUUCUCCAUUGCGGCACUCAGCAUCACGAAUAACCGCAAUCGCACGCUCCUCAACAUUACGCCCAAUUCUUUCCCCGCCACGAGAUACACCGCAAAGCGGGAGCUGGGAGACGAUAGCGUGAUAGAAUACGUCCAGGACCCCGAAUCACCAUCCUCCAGUGGACCGCCAUCCUUCCUCAUUCGCCUAGGCAACGAAGACGAGUUGAACUUCACCUUCAGAUUCAUACUUCGACAAGCCCAGGCGCCGCCCAGCAUAUACAACGUCAACAGCGCUUCUACUAUCACUCCGAACGCUCUUGUCGAUACGGUUAUCAAUGGGUUGACGUUUAUAUUUGCGUCGAGCUCAAAAGAGCUGGAGAAUCUGGUGACUAGGGAGUUCCAUGCGAAUCCGAAUCUUCAUAAAGACCCGCACGUUGAGUUGGUGGGCGAUUACUCAACAGGCGGAACACCCUCCGUGCAGUUCCAGUGGACCUGGAAAUGGAAGCCCCCGAGGACCAACGAGGACCGCGGAGGAGGCUGGCGCACAAGCUGCAGCUUCGUGGAAUACGAUCAACGCGCACACAAGCUGGAAACUCUGGCAAGCUUUGCUAUCUGGGUUCAUAGUAUGCAGAGCCCCUCACCUACAAGACGCGGCACUGACGAUAUAGAUACUUCACGGCUCGUUCAGAGCCCGAAGUCGCCUUCCCCGCGGUUAGAGCUCGGCGUCCCUCCUCGGCUUCGCGUACCCUCCGCUCAGUCCAUUGAGUCACGCGUGAGCGACUCCGAUGAAUACAAGGACGCUUUCGAGGCAGCGCCUCCAAAGUCACCGACCUUCGAUUCAAUCCCGGAAUAUGGUCUGGGACUGGUUCCGAGCCAAGCGACGACUGUCACUAACAAUACGGUCAAAGUUGAUGUCAGCUGCUCAAGGCCUGGUGAAGAUCUAAGCCAAACAGAAGAUGGUCCGUUAUUCCGAGCUACCAUGAAGUCGCUGGAGCAGAAGACCGGCAACAUGCGCGCAAAGUGGAAGAAGGUCCUCAAGCGGGCCGAGUCAGCGCUGGAAGCCCAGGUGCAAUGCAACAACGCAAUGUCUGAUCUAAUGGAAGCUCUGCGAGAGACAUCCACGUCCAACGCAAACGCGGUGCAGCCAGCCAUCGAUCAUUAUUUCGACAGGAUCGCGAAAGAGAUUCUGGUCUACGAGCGAUCAAAUAGCGCGAAUAUCCAGAAGCUUAUCAUUGACCCCAUUCAUAAGCUAUACAACAUCGAUAUCAAGCAGGCAGAGACGAAACGAAAGGACUUCGAGGAAGAAAGCAAAGAAUACUAUCAAUAUCUCAGCCGAUACCUUGGGCAACGGCAGGAUUCCCUGAAGGAGAAGAAGCGCGCCGAAACCGACUCAAAGUAUCAGGCGAAGCGUCGUAAUUUCGAGCUCAAGCGGUUCGAUUAUUCCUCUUUCAUGCAGGACCUCCAUGGAGGCCGAAAGGACCAAGAGGUACUAUCACAUCUUACUCGAUACGCGGACGCGCAAGCCAAGAAUUAUCUCGAGACAGCUAAGAAGAUCGAGACGAUGAUACCGCAGCUUGAGGCUCUGAGUUUCGAGGUCAAGGAGGCGGACAAGGAGUUUCAGCUGCAGCGGACGGAGAGGGAAGAGAAGAGGCGCGCUCUCGAGAAGAGCAAAAAGCCGUUCGACGAGCCACCGCCAUCGCAGGUACCGCCAACAACCCCCGCUAACGGCAGCGCAUCUCGUGUGGCUCCUGCUUCGGAGCCAGAAUUUCCAGGUCGCAAGCCUAGCAUCGCUCCCGUCUUCCAGAGCACUGUAAGCCCUCCACCAGCCGCGACGUCCAUGUCGAGUAUCCCGUCGAUAGCGUCCCCACAGAGCCCCGAGGCUACUCAGGCAAGCUUAACGGCUGCUGGUAGUCCGCAACCGAAUAAGUUUAGAGGUAUUCGAGAUCUCGAGGACAAGGACUAUAGUAUGGGUGCUGGGCUUGAGCCAGGCUCAGGAACGCACCGCAAAGAAGGUCUCUUGUGGGCACUCAGCAGACCAGGGAGCCAUGUCGACCCCAAGGGUCUCAACAAGCAAGCUUGGCAUAAGUUCUGGAUCGUCCUAGACCAGGGCAGGCUCUCUGAGUACACAAACUGGAAGCAGAGCCUUGAGCUCCACAUGGACCCUAUUGACCUUCGCAUGGCAUCCGUUCGAGAAGCUCGUAAUCAGGAGCGUCGCUUCUGUUUCGAAGUUAUUACGCCUCAAUUCACCCGAGUCUACCAGGCGACAAACGAAGAUGACAUGAAGUCCUGGAUCGCAGCUGUGAACAAUGCCCUUCAGACCGCCGUGGAGACAGCCGGCAAGCGCGAGCGCCCGUCCACGGACUCGCUCCCGGGGCAGACUCGCAGGGAUAUCGCGUCUGUACUUACAGGAAAGAGCCCUUCGUUAUCGAGUCACCGGAACAACUACAAGUCGCAGACUCCUGCUCGGCAUGCCACCGUAGGCGAUCGCCCAGGCUACCGGAGAGAGGACAGCGCAGGUGACGACGGAAAGCUACUUCAGCAAGUUCGCGAUGCCGAUGCCGCCAACAGAUUUUGUGCAGAUUGCGGGUCUGAGAGCAAGGUUGAUUGGGUAUCCAUCAACCUUGGGAUUAUCAUCUGUAUCGAAUGUAGUGGCAUUCACAGGUCGCUGGGCACUCAUAUCAGCAAGGUGCGCUCGUUGACGCUGGAUACGAACUCGUUCACGCCGGAUAUCGUUGAGAUUCUCUUGAAGAUCGGCAAUCGAGUGAGCAACAUCAUCUGGGAAGCCAAGCUGGACAUGUCGUUGAAGCCGGGUCCAACAUCCACCCGGGAGCAGAGACUGCACUUCAUCACAUCCAAGUACGCAGACCGCGCCUUUGUUGCGCCUAUUUCGCCUACGCUGUCCCAUUAUGCGACUCCUGAGGAGACGUUGCUUGCCUCAAUCAAGAAAAACGAUAUUCAAAACGUUCUGUACGCCCUGGCUCUGAAAGCAGAUCCGAACGCGAAGGAUCGGUCGCGAGGCACCCAUUCAGUGUUCCUAGCGCUGGCAGCAGCAGACCCCGCCUCACCGUCAGCCACUGCGUCGCCUGCGAGCUCACCGGUUCCUGGUGCUCGGCCGACAAGUGCUCAUGCUAGCCGGAAAUCGUUUGCUGUCGCUGAGCUACUUCUCCAAAAUGGCGCCGAGCUCCCGACACAACCAGCACCCAUUCCUCUCACCUCGUCAGCACGGCUGUACCUGGAACACAAGGCCGAUCAGCGAACCGGAAGACGGCCAGCGCCUAUGGUGGGGAAUCAGCCAAACGCUAGCGGCGACACUCUCACUGCCCUUCCUCACAUCGUAGCUGGCAACGGAAGCACCCCUGCUGAGCGAGCCCGAGAGAGGGAGGCGAGAUUGCAGAAACGCGUCAGCGCCAGCGGAAGGUUGGUCAAGAACCAUUCCGAUAACGCUGAAGUUCAUAUUUUCCUUGGGCGACUUGUGGUAUCAACCUUUGGACAUCGGAAGGCUAGCAGCGGCUAG
Molecule: messenger RNA, 4034 nt
Organism: Trematosphaeria pertusa
Lineage: Eukaryota; Fungi; Ascomycota; Dothideomycetes; Pleosporales; Trematosphaeriaceae
Product: ArfGap-domain-containing protein
Exons: 6
Coding region: 483-4034 (1183 amino acids)
Biological process (GO): intra-Golgi vesicle-mediated transport
Cellular component (GO): trans-Golgi network; cytoplasm; endosome
Molecular function (GO): GTPase activator activity; protein binding
Source: RefSeq, a predicted model, not a curated record